Molecule: messenger RNA, 1065 nt
Organism: Pyrenophora tritici-repentis Pt-1C-BFP
Lineage: Eukaryota; Fungi; Ascomycota; Dothideomycetes; Pleosporales; Pleosporaceae
Product: MscS-porin multi-domain protein
Biological process (GO): kinetochore assembly; mitotic sister chromatid segregation
Cellular component (GO): nucleus
Source: RefSeq, a predicted model, not a curated record
AUGGCGCAACGCGAAACCCUCGACAAGAUACAAGAGUAUGCCAGAGAAGCUCGUAAGCGGCAGAUCGAGGUAGUCGACUUUGACGCGUCCGGCACCGAAGCUCGUCUGUCGCAAACAGUGAAGGAGCUCCAGGCACGCGUUCAGGAACAACAAGCAGCCCUGGACAAGUUGAGAUCGGAAUCUAGUGUUGAUCUGAAUUCUGUAGCAUACGCGUCAGACGAUUCACGUCAAAAAUUGCAGCAACUCAUCGCAGUCAAAGACGCGUAUAGGCGUCUGAAGCCAACAGCAACAUACCUUCCUGGAAAAGGGUCGCCUCUCCCUUCCUUGCUAGCAGCACGUACACUGCAGAAAAAUAUCCAAGGAACCAAGGAAGCCAUCGCCGAUGUCAAGUCUGAACUCAACGCAAAGGAAGCUACCCUCCGGAGAGAGGAAGCCAACCUCCACGAUGCCAAUCAGCUCACCCAGGCCAUGGAAGCCCGAAUUGAACGUCUACGCGCUCAGCAUAUAGACCGUUCUCAAAAGACUCCCGCUCAGCUCGCGCGUGAACUCAUCGCAGCAAAGCGCGCGCAAAAGGAUGCCUAUGAUGCAGAUAUGCAACGCUUAGGCCAAGCCAUGAACGACUUCAUCAACGACUUUCUCUCCAACAUGCUUGCAGCAGAAGAGCUGGGUGGACCUGUAGUUGGCGACAUGCUUGACGUCGAAGACGACACACUGGCCGCCGGCUUCACGAAAAAGGGACGCGCAAAAUCGACCAAGAAGCCCGUCUCAGACAAGACACGACAGCGCAGAAUCGAUCAAAUCUGGGGCAAGAAGACUGCUACUACCGCUGAAGAGGAGGAAAAGGAACCACCGACUGAGGCUGAAGCUGCCGAUGCGGAAAUGCGACAGUUGAUUGAGAACCUGUUUGCUACAUUGGUAGGACCGGGUGGUGGAAAAGCUUACUUUCAGCUCGAGAGGGAUUCUGCGGCUUCGAGGUUUUUGGUCAGAGCAAAGAUUGCGCAGUUUCAUCCUAGAGACGCGAGGAAGUUGCGAUUGAUUGACUUUGGGCGAGAGUUGGAUGAUUGA